GUUUCUUACACCCUGACAAUUACAUCACAAUCCGGUGAUAAGCCCUAGCCGCGUCGAAACAGAGUCCUUCUCUGAGAGUAUUAUACAUUUCAGAGGAAAAGUUCAUUUCUUCUUUUUUUACUUGUGGGUUUAGAGAAAGAUGAAACCUUCUCAAAAGAGAGCUCGCAAACUCAAAACACAAUCAGCCGAAAACGCCACCGGCGAAGUUAAAGAAGCUUCCGUCACACAUCUGAACGAAUCUCCGUCCCCUGAGCCUCCUGAAACCAACCCAUCUCCGCCGCGACUCAACCGUGGGAGAGGCAAAAAGCGCAGACUGAGCAACAACCCAUCCGAAACCACCGAGCAGCAACGCGGCGGCGUAGUCAGCCAGAGGUCGUCUCUUCCUCACCACCACCACUCUGAUUGCAACAAUGCGACGACUGUUUCAGCAGCAGCAACAUCGGAAUCCACACCUGCUGCUCCGAGCUGGGAGACUGUGGUGAAAGUCGUGCCUUCCAUGGACGCUGUGGUGAAAGUCUUCUGCGUCCACACUGAUCCUAACUUCUCCCUGCCGUGGCAGAUGAAACGGCAGUACAGCUCCGGUAGUAGUGGCUUCAUAAUAGGAGGAAGAAGGGUUUUGACGAACGCACAUUCCGUUGAGCAUCAUACUCAAGUUAAGCUCAAGAAGCGUGGCUCCGACACAAAGUAUCUAGCUACAGUAUUAGCCAUUGGAACUGAAUGCGACAUUGCUUUGUUGACAGUUAGUGAUGAUGAGUUUUGGGAAGGAGUGUCUCCUGUGGAGUUUGGAGAUUUACCAGCUUUGCAAGAUGCUGUAACUGUUGUUGGUUAUCCGAUUGGUGGAGACACUAUCUCCGUCACGAGCGGUGUUGUUUCUCGGAUAGAGAUACUGUCUUAUGUACAUGGAUCGACAGAGCUUUUGGGGUUGCAGAUUGACGCGGCUAUAAACUCUGGGAACUCUGGUGGUCCUGCGUUUAACGACAAGGGAAAAUGCGUGGGGAUUGCGUUUCAGUCGUUGAAACAUGAAGAUGCUGAGAACAUUGGUUAUGUCAUACCAACGCCUGUGAUUGAACAUUUCAUUCAAGAUUAUGAGAAGCACAAUAAAUACACAGGCUUUCCUGUGAUUGGGAUUGAGUGGCAGAAGAUGGAGAAUCCAGACUUGCGUAAGAAAAUGGGAAUGGAGUCUCAUCAAAAGGGAGUGAGGAUAAGGAGAAUCGAGCCAACCGCCCCGGAGUCGCAGGUUUUGAAGCCCUCCGAUAUCAUCCUCAGCUUUGAUGGAGUUAAUAUUGCUAAUGAUGGAACUGUUCCAUUUAGGCAUGGAGAAAGAAUUGGGUUUAGCUAUCUUAUAUCUCAAAAGUACACUGGGGAUUCUGCACUUGUGAAGAUCCUGCGUAACAAAGAGAUUCUUGAGUUCAACGUAAAACUUGCAAUCCACAAGAAGCUAAUCCCUGCACACAUAAGUGGCAAACCUCCUUCCUACUUCAUCGUUGCUGGCUUUGUUUUUACAACUGUUUCUGUUCCUUAUCUUCGCUCUGAGUAUGGAAAAGAAUACGAGUAUGAUGCACCUGUCAAGCUUUUGGAGAAACAUCUUCAUGCAAUGACUCAAUCCGUGGACGAGCAACUUGUUGUAGUUUCACAGGUUCUUGUUUCUGACAUCAACAUUGGUUAUGAGGAGAUUGUCAAUACACAGGUUGUUGCUUUCAAUGGCAAACCUGUGAAAAACUUGAAAUGUUUGGCUGAGAUGGUGGAGAAUUGUGAGGAUGAAUACAUGGAGUUUAAUCUUGAUUAUCAUCAGAUUGUUGUUCUGUAAACUAAGACUGCAAAAAUGGCAACUUUAGAUAUUCUGACCACACAUUGCAUACCUUCUGCUAUGUCUGAUGAUCUCAAGACUUGAACAAGAAACCAAAACAGUAUUAGCCUUGGAAGGAGAGAGAGAUUUUGCGCCAUGGAAGCCACACAAAAGCAAAUACAGAGUCACGGAAGACAAAGAACUUUUAAAAAUCAAACCAUAUCAUUUGUCUUCUUUAGUUUUUACUUUGUUAUAAUUGGCAAAGUAUGCACUUUCAGAAUUUUAAGAAGCUUCGUGUCCCUGAUUUCUGUUUUGAA
This is a messenger RNA of Brassica oleracea var. oleracea, 2103 nucleotides long. Its product is annotated as protease Do-like 9. The coding region runs from base 140 to 1807 and encodes 555 amino acids. Gene Ontology annotation, biological process: proteolysis. NCBI's taxonomy places the organism in Eukaryota, Viridiplantae, Streptophyta, Magnoliopsida, Brassicales, Brassicaceae. The transcript is spliced from 8 exons. Gene Ontology annotation, molecular function: serine-type endopeptidase activity; protein binding. The record is from RefSeq and is a predicted model, not a curated record.